UCUUUUCUUGCUGCCUGUACUGCUUCCUUUUCUUCAAGGCCCCGUUCGGGUUUCUGUUGCGGCCGAACCACCGUUUCUCUCACCUCAACUCCCACCUCUGUCCCCAACAUCAAUGGCGGCAUUUUCUCCAGACGUUCAGGCGGGGAAUGAAUGGAACCGAACAGAUUCAGACGUGAAAGUGGUAGUUGCCAUCGUCGUGGCCGGCACUGCACUUGGUGCGGUCAUUUUGUCUCUGUCAUGCUACUGGCUUUAUUACAGGAAGUGUCCUUCCAAAUUAAGCAGUGAAAAUGUCCAAAGCUCAGAUGCGGAGAAAGGGCCGGCAACAGCUCCAUCUUUGAGAAAAUUUGUUUCCUUCAAGAUGGAUGGUAAGAAGGGGUCCGUUCCAAUAAUUGAUCAUAAGACCAUAGAAAAAGCGACGAACAAUUUUCUGGAAAGUAACAUCUUGGGAGAGGGCGGAUUUGGAUGCGUUUACAAAGCUCGAUUAGAUGAUAACUUGGACGUUGCCGUCAAGAAAUUGCACUGUGAAAGCCAGGACGCUGAGAGAGAAUUUCAGAACGAGGUGGACUUGUUGAGUAAAAUUCAGCAUCCAAAUGUAAUCUCUUUCCUGGGCUGUAGCAGUAAUGGCGACACGAGGUUUAUUGUCUAUGAAUUGAUGCGAAAGGGAUCGCUGGAGACUCAAUUACAUGGACCCUCUCACGGCUCGGCGUUGACUUGGCACAUGAGGAUAAAGAUUGCUCUUGACACAGCAAGAGGAUUAGAAUACCUGCAUGAAAUCUGUAACCCUCCGGUGAUCCAUAGAGAUCUGAAAUCAUCUAAUAUUCUUUUAGACACAAAUUUCAAUGCCAAGAUUUCCGAUUUCGGUCUUGCCAUAGCUGAUAGGUCCCAAGACAAGAAUGACAUUAAACUCUCAGGCACAUUGGGAUAUGUAGCCCCGGAGUAUAUAUUAGAUGGUAAAUUAACUGAUAAAAGCGAUGUGUAUGCAUUCGGGGUGGUGCUUCUAGAGCUUCUAUUAGGGAGGAAGCCCGUGGAAAAGCUAGCACCAACACAAUGCCGGUCAAUUGUGACAUGGGCGAUGCCACAGCUCACCGACAGAUCCAAGCUUCCGAACAUCGUGGAUCCCAAGAUCAAGGACACAAUGGAUCCCAAGCAUUUAUAUCAGGUUGCCGCCGUGGCUGUGCUGUGCGUGCAAACGGAACCGAGUUACCGUCCGCUGAUUACAGAUGUUCUCCACUCGCUCAUCCCUCUUGUUCCUGUUCAGCUCGGAGGAACACUGAGGGUUCCACAAGCGUCACAGCCUCCCCCUUCAACGUAAUAAUAAGCGCUAUCAAUUUCAUUCACCGCAUAACUUGUAAUGCUGACCAAUCAUUCGGGUUUGUUGACAAAUGAUCAUACAUCUUUGGCAACUCCACUGCCAAAGAGCAUGGAAUUGCUAAUAGUGAUGAUGCGGCAUGUAAAGUAGCUUCGGCGAUGAACAGCAUGUAAAGAUGACAUUUUGAUCAUUGCAGAACGUCGGUUGAGCCAUUGGGGAAAUCUAAUUUUGUCAAGUUACGAUCUGCUUCAAAGAAUUCUCACAUUUUUUCGUGUUAAGGCGCAAAGGUGAUUGCAACUCUCCUUUUCUGCUAAAAACACGGCAUCCAUUGACGAUGUCUCCAUGCCUCCUGGCACCAAGGAUCUGUGGGUGUGUCUCGGCUCUCAAAUGAGUUGCCCUCAUCCACAAGAUCCUGAUGCCCUAGGAAUUCCUAAAACGUGUGAUUUCACGAAUAUUCCCUGGCUAUUACUUCUUUCUUCCCUUUUAUUUCUUGUUUUCCUUGACAAUUACUUUUGGGACAAUGUGACAACCGGUACGGUUUUAUGUAUAAGAUUUUAGGUCAUGUUUGGAACA
Messenger RNA from Prosopis cineraria, 1882 nucleotides. RefSeq names its product probable receptor-like protein kinase At1g80640. Gene Ontology annotation, molecular function: ATP binding; protein kinase activity. The transcript is spliced from 10 exons. Lineage: Eukaryota; Viridiplantae; Streptophyta; Magnoliopsida; Fabales; Fabaceae. The record is from RefSeq and is a predicted model, not a curated record. Gene Ontology annotation, biological process: protein phosphorylation. The coding region runs from base 113 to 1312 and encodes 399 amino acids.